CGGCAGGGAUGCGCUACCUCCGAGACAAGAAUGUCGUCCACCGGGACAUAAAGCCCGGGAAUAUCAUGAGAUAUCUCAGCUUAGAAGGGUUUUCGCAGUACAAGCUCACGGAUUUCGGAGCCGCCCGCAAUCUGGAUGAAGAUGAGAGCUUCAUGUCUCUCUACGGCACGGAGGAGUAUCUGCAUCCCGGCAUCUACGAGAGAGCCGUCCUCAAACUGCCCACUGCCCAGUCGUUCGAUGCCAAGGUCGACCUCUGGUCUCUGGGGGUCACGUUCUACCACACAGCGACGGGUCAGCUUCCCUUCCAACCUCACGGGGGGCGAUCUAACCGACAGACCAUGUUUCAGAUCAUCACCCAGAAGGAGAGCGGCGUCAUUUCGGGAGUCCAGAGCUUCCAGAAUGGACCGAUCCAGUGGAAGAGGGACUUGCCCGAGACAUCGCCGCUCUCAAGCGGGCUCCAGUCAAUCGUGGUUCCCCUCCUCGCCGGUCUGAUGGAGCCGAACGAAGCUAAAAUGAUCACCUACGACACCUUCUUCAAGAUCGUGGAGAACGUGCGUCAGAAGCGCACAGUCAGCGUGUUCCACUUCAGCCGCUGCGAGGACCUCAAGGUCUACGCUGAUCAGAACACCACGCUGCCAGGGCUCCAGGACCUGAUUGCGUCGCUGACGGACAUCUCAGCGAGUGAGCAGAUCCUGCUGGUGGGAGGACACUGUCUUGACCAGGUCGUUGACCCCAUGUGUCCGCUCCACAACUACCCCCCGCGACUCCUCGUCGACAGCAUCUACCUCUUCCAGAAGGAGAUGUCCGACUCUACGCGCCUACAGAAGCCGGAAAUACCUCCUUUCCCAGAGUUCUCGGCCUACGCAGACAUGGAUAGCGACGCCCGAUUGGCUCACAACUGUGCGGCCCGCGCCGAGCUCAUCCGGCGGUUCCAGAACAAGGUUCAAGGUCAGCAGCAGAAGUUGAUGGACGGGCUCUUGUACUUCAGGCUGUACGUGGAGACACGUCUCCAGGCGACCAAGGUGAGCCAGGACUCGAUGCGUCAGCUGAUGGACGACUGCAAGGUCCACAUAGACAUGUUCUUCAACAUGGCACUGGCUCUCCGCGACACGGUGGCCUGUCGCAUGCCGGACCGACCCGAGCUGGCGCUACUGGACGACAUUGUGCAGGACUCAGUCAUACGUCAGGUGCACAAGAAGGCUACGGAGCGUAACUCUGAGAUCGAGCAGUACCGCGAGGGUCUGGUGAAGAGAUUGGACGAUGUGAAGGCUUUUGCCUGCAAAGUGUCGGCGGUGUGUGGCGACGAAAAGUGUUCGGACAAAGUGAGCCACCACAUGAGUACGAUCAGCAGUGUGUCGAGCCGGUUUCGCCGCGACAAGAGCGUCAAACACCAGAUGACCUCUCAUGACGAGAAUAUCCAUAGGUUUGAGAGCUGGGCCGAACGAUUAACCUCAAGUUUGUGAAGGAGUCUGGGUUCGAGUCUGGUCAGACGGCAGCGUCUUCGUCGUCCUGGCCGGGAACGUUGGGUCCCUGUGAGGGUACGAUGGAGUCGACGCGACCCCUGAGCGACCCCGCCGUGGGAACAGACCUAUGGAACGUACAAGCAGCGAACGCCGCGCCGAGCGCCUCAGACGAAGCGAAAGUGGUGUCAGAAGUGGCAGUUGACCUGAGAGAAAAACUUCUCGACCUACAGCGGAGUCUGGACACCAACUUUGACCUCCUGCGAGGCUGUCUCGCCGCGUGGACCCAGUACAUCUGGCCGAGUACGUGGACAGUCUGGCUCACCGCUCAUCUCCCCUGGCCGUCUCCUCGCCGAUGGAGCCCAUGGACGAGUCGGAGGCUCUCCUCGCACUCCCGCGACCACCCGGCCCCUUGCAGGUCGCGCAGGCGUCGCCAUUAGACUUGGGCGUGUUACCCGCGGGCGUGUUGCUUAAGAGUGUCUUCCAGGAAGGAUCGGAACUUCCGCUACAUAACAACCUGUUCCCGUUAUCGUCGAUGCAGACGGCAAAAGUUGACAACCGCUUCACGUCGCAAUUGCCUCCCGUCGCCAGCUUACCCGCGACGACGAUGGCAGCGUUGAGGACAGAUGCCAAUUUGUUAGUCUCUGGGCUACCGACCUUGAACGGUGCGAGGGUGCCCACGGAGAGUGAGGUGUCCUUGGGCACAAUGCAAGAGACGCUAGCUGGCGGGCAGGGAUAUCAUAGCAGGGACAUUCUUCAUGAGUGAGACGUUGAGGAUGCAAGUUUUUGUUUAUUUGUUUAGAAGUUGUUGUUUUUUUAUUAUUGUGGCGUUGGAGGUCUAGUGGUUAG
Molecule: messenger RNA, 2309 nt
Organism: Aplysia californica (California sea hare)
Lineage: Eukaryota; Metazoa; Mollusca; Gastropoda; Aplysiida; Aplysiidae
Product: serine/threonine-protein kinase TBK1
Biological process (GO): peptidyl-serine phosphorylation
Cellular component (GO): cytoplasm
Molecular function (GO): protein serine/threonine kinase activity; ATP binding
Source: RefSeq, a predicted model, not a curated record